AUCUAAGCCGCCUUAUAUUGACCGACAAAUUAAAUAUCAGAGCUCAAUUGUGAAACCAAAAAAAAAAACCAGAGCUUGUCCAUUCUUCCAUAUCCAUCAACAUGAAGAAAACAGAGCUUGUGAUCAUCCCAGCACCCCUCGUGGGCCAUAUUGUCUCCAUUGUUGAGCUUGCCAAGCUUCUGCUCGACAGAGACGACCGCCUCUCCAUUACCGUGCUGGUCAUAAACCACCCCGUCGAUCCUGCCGCUAACACCGCCGUCGACGCCGUUCUUGCCGCCGAUCCAAGAAUCCGGCACUCCCGUCUCCCCGAGACGGUGCAGCCGCCGCCGCCGGAAGUGCUCCACAAGUCGCCUGAGAACUUCAUUUCCACCUACAUAAAAAGCCAUACGUCCCUUGUCAGAGACGCCAUCGUCGAAGACGUGCUGCCGUCGGCCUCCGGCGACUCCUUGCUCGCCGGGAUAGUGUUCGAUUUCUUCUGCAGUUCGAUGGUGGACGUGGCCAAGGAACUCGGAGUUCCUUCUUACCUGUUUUUCACCUCCGGCGCGGCGCUCCUCGGGUUGAAUCUUUAUUUUCCGGCCCGGGAGAAGGAAUACACCCUAUCGGAUCCGGACACGGUGGUUUCCACCUUUGCCUGCCCGAUUCCGGCUAGGGUUCUUCCAAUGUUCGCAUUUGUUGAAGAGGGUUUCAAGUCUUUCGCCGAACACGGCAGAAAAUUCGCUGAGUGUGAUGGAAUGAUCGUGAACACGUUCGAGGAAUUAGAGCCACAUGCUAUCAAAGCUCUGUCGUCGGAUCCGGAUCUCCCGCCGGUUUACGCCGUCGGGCCGAUGCUUUCCCCUCAGAAGCACCACGCCGGGAAGGAGGAGAUCCUCGAUUGGCUGUCUCAGCAACCGCCGUCGUCGGUGGUGUUUCUCUGUUUCGGAAGCCAGGGAGGGUUUGAGGCGCCCCAGAUCUGUCAAAUUGCGUCGGCGCUGGAGCGGAGCGGGCACCGGUUUCUCUGGUCGAUUCGGCGGCCGGUUUCAAUCGACACGCACGCUCCCGCCGGGGAAGUGCCCGAUUUUGACCAGAUCCUGCCGGAGGGGUUCGCGGAGAGGACGAGAGGCAGGGGGAUGCUGUGCGGGUGGGCCCCGCAGAUGGAAGUCCUGGCGCACGGCGCCACGGCGGCGUUUGUGUCCCACUGCGGGUGGAACUCGGUGCUGGAGAGCGCGUACCACGGCGUGCCGAUCGUUACGUGGCCGAUCUACGCGGAGCAGCAGCCGAACGCGUUCCAGGUGGCGAAGGAGCUGGGGCUGGCGGUGGAGCUGACGCUGGAUUACCGGAGAUCGGAGGCGGCGGAGAGGCUCAUAAUGGCGGACGACAUAGAGAAGGCGAUCAGAAGCGUGAUGGAUGCGGAGAAUCCGGUCAAGAAACGCGCCAAGGAGAUCGGAGAGAUUGGGCGGAAGGCGCUAAUGGACGGUGGAUCUUCGUCCAUCUCUCUCGACCGUUUGAUCAAGGAUAUUACUAGUAAUAUCAAUAUCACUCUGUGCCACUAAAAUUCGGUCCCACUAAAUUCGGUCCUUAAAUAAACAAACAAAUUCUCCAUACACUUUGUUCGAUUGAUUACUCCCUUCCUUUAAACAAACACGACAACAAGCAAUCAAUCAAACGAUAAACGAACACCAAGAUUUAACGUGGAAACCCCAAAUCGAGGAGAAAACCACGAAGCCUUCCACUAAUCACCAAGAAAAAUCAGUGGGUACACCAAGAAUCCUCUCUAAAUCAAUUAGAGGUAUACACAAUCAUCAAGGAACAACUUGGAACACCAAACCACAAUAAUCUUCACUCAAAAGUGAGAAAACCUCAAUAAAAACGCAGCAGUAAACAGAGGCGAUUUUACCGACAUCGAGAGGUCAAAACAACAAUCCCACCGUUGGAUAUGAAGAAGAGGAUCUCAGGAACAACAUACUAAAAUUUCAUCCCGAUCGGAGCUCGUUUGGUCGUCGAUCGGAGCACAAAACCAGG
Messenger RNA from Cuscuta campestris, 1998 nucleotides. The record is from the annotation of a GenBank genome assembly. Lineage: Eukaryota; Viridiplantae; Streptophyta; Magnoliopsida; Solanales; Convolvulaceae.